AUGACCCAGCGUCAACAAGAAAUCACAGAUGGCAUUGAUACUGUUGCGUGGUUGGCAGCAGAAAUUAAACCGGCCGCUCUUACUAUCGAAGAAAUUGAAGCAGCAACUAAAAGUGACGAUGAACUCCAAGCCGUAAAGGAUGCGAUAUUCUCCGGUCACUGGGACUCGGUUCCAGCAGAAUUUAGGACAGCAACGAUAAAAGAUGACCUGACCACAUUCGGUGAACUCGUUCUACGAGGAGAUCGUAUCGUUAUUCCGAAGGAACUGCGUGAUAAGCUAAUUGAGCUGGCUCAUUCUGGUCACCAAGGGUGUACCGCUAUGAAGGCCCAGCUUAGAGCAAAAAUAUGGUUUCCCCUGAUGGAUAAAGCUGUAGAGAACUUCGUGCGACGCUGUAAACCCUGUACAAUGACGGGGAUCCCGGACAGUCCAAAUCCCAUGCUUAGACGUAGACCAACAGAACCCUGGCAGGAUGUCGCGAUCGAUUUUAAAGAAGGAUUGGUAGGUGGUUUGUCGUUACUAGUGGUAGUAUGCUAUACAUCGCGGUUCAUUCAGGUUGAACCUAUGAAACCUGCAACAGCUCAACGGGUAAUAGCGGCAUUACUCCGAAUGUUUAGUACCCUGGGUAUUCCGCGAUCGAUAACAGCAGAUAAUGGGCCACAAUUCAGGGCAGAUGAAUUUGCUCGCUUCUGUGUUAGUUACGGUAUUCAUUUGAACUUGUCCACUCCCUACUGGCCCGAACAGAACGGGGCCGUUGAACGCUAG
Armigeres subalbatus is the source of this 762-nucleotide messenger RNA. RefSeq lists its product as uncharacterized. The record is from RefSeq and is a predicted model, not a curated record. Bases 1 to 762 code for a protein of 253 amino acids. The transcript has a single exon. Gene Ontology annotation, biological process: DNA integration. NCBI's taxonomy places the organism in Eukaryota, Metazoa, Arthropoda, Insecta, Diptera, Culicidae. Gene Ontology annotation, molecular function: nucleic acid binding.